AUGUGCACUAAAGACAAUCGACCGUUUAGCAUUGUUGAUGAUGAGGGUUUUAAGGAAUUUGUGUGGGAAUUGAAUCUGGGGUUUAAGAUGACAUCUAGAUGGACUGUAGCUCGAGACUGUAUAGAGAUUUAUGAACAAGAAGCAAAAAAAGUUAAAGAGAUGUUGAAAGGCCAAACAACGUGCCUAACUAUGGACACAUGGUCAUCUAUUCGGAACGUGAAUUAUAUGUAUCUUAUGGCUCUUUGGAUAUACGAUGCAUGGGUUUUACAAAAGAAAAUUUUAAACUUUUGCCCUAUAGAGAAUCAUAGGGGUGAAACCAUUGGGACUUUGGUUUAUGAGUGCAUACAAAGGUGGGGGAUUGAAAUUGUGUUUACUGUGACAGUGGAUGAUGCAUCUUCAAAUGACAGGGCUAUAAGAUUUUUGAAGAGGAUGUUGAAGGGACCGAAUCAGAUUGUAAAUAUUUUCACCUUCGUUGUUAUGCAAAUAUCAUCAAUCUUGUCGUUAGAGAUGGUUUGGAAUAGAAAUUCGAUUCUGCUACUAGAAUUCAAAAUGUAG
Lactuca virosa is the source of this 555-nucleotide messenger RNA. The record is from the annotation of a GenBank genome assembly. NCBI's taxonomy places the organism in Eukaryota, Viridiplantae, Streptophyta, Magnoliopsida, Asterales, Asteraceae.